AUGGCGUUUGACAGAGAAGAAUCACUAGGAAGAAUUGAUAAGAAGCCCACAAUAGCGAUGGUGUGGAAUACAUCAUCGUGCGAAUUCGUUCGGACGCUAAACGGACACAAGCGCGGCAUCGCGUGUCUGCAAUACAGAGACCGGCUCGUCGUGUCCGGAUCUUCGGACAACACGAUCCGGCUCUGGGACAUUGAGUGCGGACAGUGCAUUAGAGUGCUUGAAGGACACGAGGAAUUGGUGCGGUGUAUACGAUUCGACAACAAGCGGAUAGUGAGCGGCGCGUACGACGGCAAAAUCAAAGUGUGGAAUUUACCCGCGGCGCUCGACGUCAGAACGCCGCACCAGGAUCUCUGCCUACAGACGCUAGUGGAGCAUACAGGACGAGUGUUCCGGCUCCAGUUCGACGAGUUCCAGAUCGUUUCGUCAUCGCACGACGACACCAUCCUCGUGUGGGACUUCCUGAACUACGGCGGCGCCUCGCCCGCCGCGCCGCCCGCGCCGCCGCCGCGCCCGCGGACCCCCGACCACGACCGGGACCUGUUCGACUAGGUGGGUUGCUCAAAACAAAAAAUAACGGACGAAAACACUUGAAAACUCACAUAAACUUGCCAAAAACAAAAGAAAAACGAAAAUAAGUCACUAAAAUAAGCACUUAAACGGACUAAACUGCCAAAAAGAAAAAAUAAAUACAAAAAAAUAAAAAAAAAGUCGCUAAAAUAACCAUUCUGCGCGCGCUAGAGCGCUAAAAAUAUCCAAAAAGAAAGAAAAAUACUGAAAAAUAUCAAAAAGUCACUAAAAUAGGCACACCUGUGUACGCUAGAGCGCUUAAAACCUACAAAAAUACGUAAAAUAAUCAAAAAGUCACUUAAAUAGCCACAUCGUGAGCUCUAGAGAUGUGUAGAUCCGCAGAAAAAUAUAAAAGACACUAAUAGUCACGCUAGAUCGCGGUUGACAACCCAAAAUGACACCUAGAAACAUAAAGACUGCCUCAAAGGCUCGCCCGCGCUCUAUAAGUCUACUCAGUCCAACACUCGUGUCGUCAUCGCACGACGACACCAUCCUCGUGUGGGACUUCCUGAACUACGGCGGCGCCUCGCCUGCCGCGCCGCCCGCGCCGCCGCCGCGCCCGCGGACCCCCGACCACGACCGGGACCUGUUCGACUAGGUGGGUUGCUCAAAACAAAAGAAAAACGAAAAAAAAGUAACUAAAACUUGCUGAAAACAAAAGAAAAACGAAAAAAAGUCACAUAAAUGGACUCUGGACUUACAAAAAAGGAAGAAAAGAAACAAAAAAUAAGGAAAUACACUAAAAUAGUCGUGCCUAAGGUCGCUCGACUACGACCGGGACCUUUUUGACUAGGUAAGUUUUCUGAAAACAAAAGGAAAACGAAAAAUAGUCACUAAAAUAAACACUUAAACGGAAUAAACCGCCAAAAAGAAAAAAUAACGAAAAAAUAUAAAAAGGUCGCUAAAAUAACCAUUCUGCGCGCGCUAGACCGCUAAAAAUAUCAAAAAAGAAGGAAAAAUAUCAAAAAUUCACUAAAAUAGGCAUGCUUGUGUACGCUAGAGAGCCAAAAAUAUUACGAAAAGAAAGAAAAAGAAGAAAAAACAUCAUAACCUGCAGAAAAAUAUAAAAGACAAUAAUAGUCACGCUAGAGCGCGGUUGACAACUCAAAAUGACACAUACAUAAAGACUGCUUCAUUAUUCUCGCUUUUCUCCCGCGCUCUAUUAGUCCACUCAGUCCAACACUCGUGUCGUCAUCGCACGACGACACCAUCCUCGUGUGGGACUUCCUGAACUACGGCGGCGCCUCGCCCGCCGCGCCGCCCGCGCCGCCGCCGCGCCCGCGGACCCCCGACCACGACCGGGACCUGUUCGACUAGGUGGGUUGCUCAAAACAAAAGAAAAGCGAAAAAAAGUCACAUAAAUGGACUCUUGACCUACAAAAAAGGAAGAAAAGAAACAAAAAAUAAGGAAAAACACUAAAAUAGUCGUGCCUAAGGUCGCUCGACUACGACUGGGACCUUUUUGACUAGGUAAGGUUUCUGAAAACAAAAGGAAAACGAAAAAUGACACCUAAAUCAAUACUAAAACGUCAAAAAACUAAUUUCAGCGUACUC
Ostrinia furnacalis (Asian corn borer) is the source of this 2121-nucleotide messenger RNA. RefSeq names its product F-box/WD repeat-containing protein 1A-like. NCBI's taxonomy places the organism in Eukaryota, Metazoa, Arthropoda, Insecta, Lepidoptera, Crambidae. The coding region runs from base 1 to 549 and encodes 182 amino acids. The record is from RefSeq and is a predicted model, not a curated record. The transcript has 4 exons. Gene Ontology annotation, molecular function: protein binding.